ACAUUCUCCAGGCCGUCUUCAGCAGCCCCUUCAGUCACAAUGUUCGCCCCCAGGAUCCAGCGCCGCAUGUUCUCGGCCACCGCCCGUGACCUCUCCAAGGUUACCGUUCUCGGCGCCGCCGGCGGCAUCGGCCAGCCUCUCUCUCUGCUCCUGAAGCUCAACCCCCGUGUCACUGAGCUCGCCCUCUAUGACAUUCGCGGCGGUCCCGGUGUCGCUGCCGACAUCUCCCACGUCAACACCAAGUCCAAGGUGACCGGCUACGAGGCCACCCCCGCCGGUCUCGCCGCCGCCCUCAAGGGUGCUGACGUUGUCCUCAUCCCCGCCGGUGUCCCCCGCAAGCCCGGCAUGACCCGUGAUGACCUCUUCAACACCAACGCCUCCAUCGUCCGCGACCUCGCCAAGGCCGCCGCCGACUCGGCUCCCGAGGCCAACCUCCUCAUCAUCGCCAACCCCGUCAACUCGACCGUCCCCAUCUGCGCCGAGGUCUACAAGAAGGCUGGCGUCUACAACCCCAAGCGCCUCUUCGGUGUCACCACCCUCGACGUUGUCCGUGCCUCGCGCUUCGUCUCCGAGAUCAAGGGCACCGACCCCAAGGACGAGAACAUCACCGUCGUUGGCGGCCACUCCGGUGUCACCAUUGUCCCCCUCUUCAGCCAGUCCAACCACCCCGACCUGUCCUGA
Verticillium dahliae VdLs.17 is the source of this 681-nucleotide messenger RNA. RefSeq names its product malate dehydrogenase. Gene Ontology annotation, cellular component: mitochondrion; cytoplasm. Gene Ontology annotation, biological process: tricarboxylic acid cycle; malate metabolic process. Gene Ontology annotation, molecular function: L-malate dehydrogenase (NAD+) activity. The transcript has 3 exons. The record is from RefSeq and is a predicted model, not a curated record. Bases 40 to 681 code for a protein of 213 amino acids. NCBI's taxonomy places the organism in Eukaryota, Fungi, Ascomycota, Sordariomycetes, Glomerellales, Plectosphaerellaceae.